Rotaria sp. Silwood1 is the source of this 873-nucleotide messenger RNA. The record is from the annotation of a GenBank genome assembly. Lineage: Eukaryota; Metazoa; Rotifera; Eurotatoria; Philodinida; Philodinidae.
AUGGUUCUAUCGUGCUUAUUAUCCGGUAUAUUGACUACAUAUCUCAUAAGUAAUCCUUAUGGUAGCUAUGUUCCAAUCAUCUUAAUAGCCAUUUAUGAAUGGUAUAGAUCUUAUCCACGAUCAAUACGUUCAUUUUAUGGUUUAUGUCGAUUAUUAUUAUUCAUAUUAAUUAUUAGCUUAUGGAAUGUAUUUGUAUUGACACUUAUCAUUCAAAGUCUUGCUUCAUUAUUAGGUUAUCGUCAUAUGACAAUAAACAAAGUUCAACAUUUAUUUCCAUAUGCAUUAAUGUUUACUACCUUUGCUCGAAAUAAGCAUGAUAUGGAUUUAAAUGAUAAAAGACGCUAUAUAAUACAUUUAUUAUAUGAUAUACCAGCAUUUUUAUUAGUUAUAGGUUUUAAAUUAUUAAAUAAUCCAUUAAAUUCAUUAUGUAGUCAAAUUACGACUUGUUGUUAUUUAGGUUGUUUGCCUAUUCCUGCCGAUGUAGAAACAUUAAGUAAUAUUGGGAUUAAAUAUGUUGUUAAUAUGUGUGCAGAAUAUAGCGGUCCACGUAAAACAUAUAAAAAAUAUAAUAUAAAGCAAUUACAUUUACCAACCGUAGAUAGUACAGCACCAUCAUUAAAGACAAUUGACAAAGCAAUUAAAUUUAUGAAAGAAGUUUAUACAAAUAAUGAAAAAAUAUUUGUUCAUUGUAAAGCUGGUAUGGGAAGAAGCGCUACGAUUGUAUUAUGCCAUUUGGUUGCUAAUGAACAGAUGUCACCGAAAAAUGCAUUAAAAUUACUCAAAGAAAAAAGACCUGAAGUAUCAACUAGUAUUAUCACUUAUGGAUCUGUAAAACAGUUUUUCACCUUGUUGAAAAGCAAUAAAACGCAAUAA